Sturnus vulgaris (Common starling) is the source of this 1702-nucleotide messenger RNA. It is a transcript of the gene SLC10A2, whose product is annotated as solute carrier family 10 member 2. Gene Ontology annotation, cellular component: apical plasma membrane. The record is from RefSeq and is a predicted model, not a curated record. Lineage: Eukaryota; Metazoa; Chordata; Aves; Passeriformes; Sturnidae. Gene Ontology annotation, molecular function: bile acid:sodium symporter activity. Gene Ontology annotation, biological process: bile acid and bile salt transport.
AGCUCUGUAUUUCAAAAUGCAGACAAACUUUCUUUCCCAGCAAUUUAAUGCUGGUUAUUUGGCAGAAAACUCCACGGCUUGUCCAGCGAAUGCUACUAUUUGUGAUGGCACAUCUUGUGUAUUACAAGAAGAUAAUUUCAAUCAUACUUUGAGCGUAGUUUUAAGUACUGUUCUAACAAUCAUGCUGGCUAUGGUGAUGUUCUCCAUGGGCUGCAAUGUGGAAAUUAAUAAUUUCUUGGGUCACUUAAGAAGACCCUGGGGUAUAUUUGUGGGUUUCCUUUGCCAGUUUGGAAUUAUGCCUCUCACAGCCUUCUUGCUCUCUUUGGCCUUUAACAUCCUUCCUAUUCAAGCUGUCGUGGUGCUGAUCAUGGGAUGCUGUCCAGGGGGCACAGCCUCGAAUAUCAUUGCCUAUUGGGUGGAUGGAGACAUGGACCUAAGCAUCAGCAUGACAACUUGCUCCACGCUGCUUGCAAUGGGAAUGAUGCCACUUUGUCUCCUUAUUUACACCAAGAUGUGGACUGAUUCGAGUGCAAUUGUACUCCCCUAUGACAGCAUCGGAAUUUCUCUGGUAGCCCUUGUAGUUCCCAUUUCAUUCGGAAUCUUUGUCAACCACAAAUGGCCUAGUAAAGCGAAAAUCAUACUUAAGGUUGGUUCCAUUCUGGGAGCAGUGCUCAUCGUGAUCAUUGCUGUGGUUGGGGGAAUACUCUACAAAGGCUCCUGGGUUAUCCCACCAAAAUUAUGGAUCAUUGGCACCAUAUUUCCAGCGGCUGGCUAUACUUUAGGAUUUUUGCUGGCUCGUGUAGCUGGUCUGUCUUGGCACAGAUGUCGUACAGUGUCUCUGGAAACAGGCAUGCAAAACACUCAGCUAUGUUCAACUAUAGUACAGCUCUCAUUCACUCCUGAACAACUGGAACUGAUGUUUACUUUCCCACUCAUCUACAGCAUUUUCCAGCUGACAUUUGCACUACUAAUUUUAGGAGGCUACCGUCUAUACAAAAGAUACCAUGUCAAAACAAAGACAGAUGUUGAAAAAACACCACCAAAAGAGGAUUCAAAAUCAACUGCUAUAAUAAAUGGAGGAUUUGUAUCAGAUGAGAUGAAAUAAACAACUACAUCUUCUCCCACCAGCUGUGAAGAUCAAGAAUAUAUGGUUUAUUUAAAACUGGUUUUUUUCAUGUGCAGUUUUUUCAUGGUAAUAUUUAACAAAAGAAGUUCUGCUGAUAUUGAACUGUGAGACUUUAAAAUUAUUAACUUAAAAAAGAUCUACUUUGAUUUUUAACACGGUUUUUGCCACAACUGUAGAAUUUGGUUUUGAGGCUAAUUUCCUAAAAAUAUGUAAUGUUUUAUUAUGGAUUAUUUAACAAAAAGCAGAAUAAAGGUAGCUAUUGCUAAAAGGAAGCAGAUAUCUUCAAUGCCAACUCCAGGCCAUGGUCCUGCAAAUCCAUAUGCUAGUCUCAGCCCCACACAAAACAAAGAGAAAUCUUGUGAAAGUGUCUGAGAAGUAACAGGAGUUGAUAUGGAAGAUCUGGUAAGGCUGAAUAUGAAUCAAGCAUGAAAUUGGACCAAGCCAAUAAUGAAAUAAAAGUUUCGCUUAGGUCAGUCUGGGCAGACUAAAGCACUGUAUUAAUUGUUUGAAGCAGUAAUUUAUUCUAAAGCUAUAAUUUUAGCAAGUGCACAGCACCUUAUGACUAUUUUUUUUCCC